Messenger RNA from Tympanuchus pallidicinctus (lesser prairie-chicken), 8827 nucleotides. It is a transcript of the gene NPS, whose product is annotated as neuropeptide S. Bases 5577 to 5792 code for a protein of 71 amino acids. The record is from RefSeq and is a predicted model, not a curated record. Gene Ontology annotation, biological process: positive regulation of synaptic transmission, GABAergic; positive regulation of synaptic transmission, glutamatergic; positive regulation of action potential. The transcript is spliced from 3 exons. Gene Ontology annotation, cellular component: extracellular region. Lineage: Eukaryota; Metazoa; Chordata; Aves; Galliformes; Phasianidae.
UUCUUGUCUUUCUCAGCCUUACCAGCUGGAGAACUCUGGGACAGAAUGCAAUAAAAUAUAUAAAAAUUAUGGCCCUUAAAGCUGCCUAACUAUUUCUCUUUUUUCAGUACUAUUUAUACUAUUUAUAGUCACUUUUCUUGUUUCCUUUAGAGUUUGAUCUCUUUAAAGUUUGAUCCCUUCUUCUUAAAUCACAUCAGAAUUUCCUACUUCCUUUUCUCACCGCUGCCAGAAAACAUUGCCUUUUUCUGGUCUUUCUGGGCCCAUUUUUCAUUCUUGCUUCCACUUGAACAACUAUUCAUACUUUCUUAGAUCAUCGAGAUCUUUGUUGCAUCCAAGCAGAAAUGGGGCUUCAGCUUUGACAGGUGUCUUUUUAGCUCAGCACUGACAUCUUUUCUUAGGCUGCAACUUCCUGCAGGAUCUAUUUGAGACGUUUCCGAACGCAUAAAUUACGUUGGCACGCACAAAGAAGAACAACAGAAAUGUUAAUUACUGCCACUUUCCAAUUGCUGAGUCUCUCCUUAAUGGGUUGAGCAAGUUUUGUCUGGUGUGCUUUUUUCUUUUCUUUCUUCCUCUUUUUUUUUCUUUUUCUCCAGAUAAAUUAUCAAACGACUUCAACAUUUGGCGAUGGUGCGCUCGGAAUAAUGAGAGCUUGUUUUUCACGUUGUUGCUCUUCAUGCAGAUCCUUUUUCUGAAGGCACGCUAAGGGAGCUGACAAAAAACGCAAUAUGAUUUAUAAGCCCAAAAUACUUUCUGCCAUGCUUAAAGAUGUUUUUGCCAAAAGCGCUGUUCUUGUCAUAUCCCAUAAAAAGCAUGAAGGUGGUGGUGUGGGGAGAUGGGAUGGGGACGUUUGCGGAUCGCCCGCAAGGUGCCAUGUGCUGCCAUCCAUGGACGUUUGGCGUAGGUUUCGCAUCGCUGCACAAUUUGAUGGCAUCUCAGAUCUGCCCCGUGCUGGGAAAUGGGACCAUCAGUGCCGGGUAAGGAAACUCGUGCUGUCUCUGCCCACAUCAUCUCCGUGUACUUCAACCGGGAAAAGGAAUAUAAAUAUAGAGAUGAUGAUUUAGACUUCAAAAUGCUGACGACGGUGACGAUGACGCAGCUGAGAGUUCCUGUCUGAGGUAGGAUUGAAAAUGUGACUUUAAAGCUAAUUCCUACUUCUGGCACAGGAGAUGAGGCAGCAGCUCCAUCCCUUUAGCUGUGACAGUGACACGGCUGGCCAUGAUGGCACAGAAGUUCUCUGAAGUUGUGCAGCCACCUGGACCUGCGGUGCCCAUCGCUGCUUGACCGUAAAUCCUCCGCCAGACUGGAUGUGGCUCUGGGCAGCCCGGUCUGGUGGUUGGCAACUCUGCCCAUGGCAGGAGGGGGGUUGAAACUAGAUGAUCUUUGAGGUCCUUUUCAACCCAGGCCAUUCUGUGAUUCUGUGAUCUCCUCAUGUAGUUCACCACCCCAUGCUCUCUGCACACCUCCUUGCUGGUGAGCAUCUGGUCACACAAAGCCCACAGAUCAAAACACUUUUGAGGAGUGGGAGACUGUAAAGCCUUUUUGAUUUUUCUCCUCAUAGAUCAAACGUGCAUGUCAGAAGGUGCACUGCUUACCUGCUGCUAACAUGGGCUUGGUCACAAUGGAAUUGCAUGGACAAUAACGUUUUAAAGAGGAGUCGUGAAUCUUUUAAGCAGGGGUUGCAGUGCCGUGGCUCAACAUGAAGCCUCUCGCUCUGCAGUUUGCUCCAGCAGAGAUGGGAACUUGCCUCCCAGGCCUUACCCCACAAAGUGUCAGCAUGGGACGUGCUGCUGCUGGGACACAACCAGAUUUAAAGGGGUUAGAAACACAGCAGGCAGCUGCCCAGAUUAUCCUAGUGUGACCUGUGGCAACCUUCUAUGCCUCCAUAGACAAAAUCUGCUCCAAGAUACAGGCAAUGGCUUCACUUGCAUCCCCACAAGGGACACAGCACAAGGUGUGAGCCCAGCAAUAACCAACGAAGGAACAAAACCUGCUUUCUGUACUCUGUUUUUCCUCCAUCUUUGUGCCUUGCUGGGUUUUUCUGUUAUCACAGAGUCAGAAAUAUAUUUGCAGUCUGUGAGUACCAUUAAUUUCCAUUUUGCACUUUGCUGUGAUCUCAAAGCAAACCACCCUGGCUCUUCAAUUUUUUGAUGCUCUGGAAAGCCAGGGAAGCUUUGAGCUUGGAGCACAAUUUCCCAGCUGCAUUCCUCAAACAAGGCCAUACCGUGGUUUGUCUGUGGCCAUCCUAGAGGGGAAUGAGAAGCUUUGGCACCUUGCCCUGGUUCAGACUACUAACCCAAUCUAGUUUUACAAUGUUCAGGGUUGUAUUAAUGGGCCAGGUACGCUUUCACUUUUAUUAUUUUGAUCCCUUAGCAGAGGCGUGAAGUGCCAGCUUAAACGCUUCAGAUUUAUUAUUGUGAUGGAGGAGAGAAAUAUCAGCUUCUUAUAGGCCUAUUAAUCUCAUUAAUUAUGCAAGCUUGAUGGAUUUACCUGGAAGCUUUGCACUGUGUUUCAUGAGUUUUUUGGAGAGAAGCAGAAGGAGAACAACUAGAUGCAAUACACUAUCCUGUUAAUAGGUCAACAGAUGAUUGUUGUUGGCCUUGCAGGAAGUAGAAGCUAUUGCUGCUAAUUUACUCUCACGAAAUGCAAAUUUUAAGGAUGCUGAAAAUGUAUCAUGUUUCUUAAUGAUUCAUACGACCUAUGAUAGCUAUUGGUGAACCUUACCUGGGGACAAGGCUUCAGGCUGAGUGCUUUGCAGACGAAGUGGAAGAUGGAAAUGUCAAUUGCCACUUGUUCUGUUAAACCUGAUUCAUCGAAACCUGAAGUGGGACUAUCUUGAAUGUUUCUAAAUUUCCACAUAUGCUUUAUGCAUGCAAAUCACAGCUGUGGUGCAUUACGCUGCACCCAGAAUACCUGGAAAAAAAAUAAACUCAAAGUUAGGUGCAAGCGUGAGACGUUUUUAGUGGAAAUCCCAAACUUUACUUCCCUUUUCCCUAUGAGAGAGUCAGAUCCUAAGGGCAGGAGUCAGUGUCUGGUGAACUUCCCUGGCUUUUAGGUAGAACUGGAAGCAGAAAACAGCGUAAGGAAUUUUGCUGAAAGAGUUUCUUCUUGUGAGCAUUUAUCAUGUGGGCACAAAUAAAUAAAUACAUGCUUACAAAUCCUCAGGUUAACCAUAGAUUUCUUCCUCCUUCUCAGCUCAGAUGUGAUUGAUUUGUUUUGUGAAGGAAAUUUGCUGCCCUGUGAGCAUCUUUCCCACCCUGCAUGUGGAACACCCUUAAUGAGCAUAUUUGAUUGCUGUUUGUUUUGGUUUUUUUUCUCCUUCCUUCAGCAGCUCACACAAGAACAGCCUUCCUCCACUGUCUGAAAUCUCAGUAACCUGUAGCUGUGCCCCAGGAACCACAACGCAGCCUCCUUGGGAGCCCCUGGGAGCUGCUGGAUUGCCCCACUUGGUUGUCCUUCUGUUACCUCCUCCUGCUGAAGGAGCCUAUGGACCUCAUGUCCCAAGCUUGUCAGGUAGAAAUGUGACCAAACCCACUGUUUUAUAGAUAUGUGAUAAAGGAGGGCAUACAGGGUACAAACUCAGUAAUGCACCAAAGGUCACCCAGCGAUACCUGAGGUACAGCUCCACAGCGAACCUAGAAAUCCUAAACUUUAAUCACAAGCUAUUCUUGUUCCUCCUUUUCAUGACAGUGUUGUGAGAAGGCUAAUUUUGUAUUAAAAUUGAGUUAGAUCGAUGCAGAUACAAUGGAAGUGGAUGCUACAUUUUGCUCUAACGGCAUCCAACGCGGAGAGCUUUUCUUUGCAGCAGGAACGUGGGCUAAUCCGCUUAUCGGUUGGAGUUGGAGGUCCUGUACGAGUUGCACUGAAUGUUCAGUUCAAAUGAAAGGAUUUUCCUGUGUUCCUAAGAGAACACAUACUGAAUGUGCAAAUAGACAAAUGUUCUCCAGAUGGUUUUUACAAAUGGGUUGCUUGCUAUGGUGUUUAAAUCAAGCUAACUUCAUCUUGUGUCUCUGUAGUUCUGUUGGUCAGGAAGAGUCUUUAGGAGUACAUUGAAGUAAUUUUGAGCAAUGGUAAGCACUUUGUUAAAAAGUAAGAAUUAGGAGAUUAUAUCAAGCACUGGUAUGAUCAGUACUGCUAUGUACAGUGAUCAUGAAAAUAAAGUGCAACACAACCUUCGAUCCAAUUAUGACUUUUCCUACAAGAAGUGUCAGAGGCUCUUAAAUGUUUCUUCCAGCUUUAUCUGUAGCCUUUAUUACUUUGUACUUCCUAGAAUUAAAUGCAACUACAUCAGGAAACUGAAUGUUCGAGGUAAAGUUGCUGUAAGUUACAUAAGCUUCAGCCUCCCCAGAGGCUCUUGCAGAGUUCCCAUCUCGAGCCCUUGUACAUUGAUUUUUCAGUGUAUACACCAAAAGGAAUGCAGCACUGGAGGCCGCUGAGUCACUGGCUUGUACCUCUGUACCACUGCAUGAAUGUCAAAAAAAGAUUUCUGGUGUUUUCAUUCGAAGGGAAAAGAAAAUAAUUUCAUUUUUUUCAGCGUUGCCUCAGUGGCGUGGUUUAACAUUCAGGGAACUUGCAGAGCCCAUACUGCUUGAACAGCACUCUGUAGAACUGAACCAACAAAUGCUGCACUACUCUUAAUUUUGUAGCAGUAAAAAACAAUGCUCUUACACAAUAAAUAAUGGUUUGAUGUAAAUCAGUGGAAUUAUUAAUCCUACAGAAGACUUUAUUGGAUAAACUUGACAUAAACUUGACAUCUGUCUGAAUACAAGAGAAGAAAAUAGUGUCCUAAGAACUUCAGUAGUAAGAAGAGCAUUUAAGAUCUGCUAAAAUGAAAAAUUAAAAGCUAAGCAUGUAGAAAAAGGAAAAGAGAGCUACGUAUUUUGUCAUGCAUUGUGAUAGGCAUUGUAUCUUCUUUGAUUAUAACAAGUUUCUUUGAAGAAUAUUUCUACUUAAAAUACACCUCUACUUAUUUUCCCUGGCAGACAGGCUUUAAAGAUCUAAAUACGAUGUACUGGAGGAGGUAAAAAUUCUUGAAGUGUAUUUUUGAAGUCUUUAGACCUUUGACCACAUUUGCUAUGAUGACACAGACUUAACAGUAAACCCACUUGAAAGACAUUUCCAUGGAACACUUUAAACGGAAUCAGUUGGUACUUUCAUAAUGGCAGCUGAAUGUGUGUUCUUGCCAUUUUCCCAUUUAACAAGAAGAAAAGGCCAAACAAGAACCAAUUAGUCACAAUAAAAUCAGCUUUGAUGACAUUUUCACUCCUGAACUCUGGUAUAAAAUGGUCAUCUAAGAAAGAACUGAAAGGAUAUGUGAGGAACUUGGUGGUAUAACUGCAUGUACAUACAUACACACUCCUGAGCAAGAAAUGAUCAGGUAAAGAUGCAGCAAUGUAAUUGCUAUUUGGAGAAGAUAUACUGUUUUUGUGUUUAAACAGACACGUAGAGCCUUGCUUGAUUUUUGUUCCACGUUUUAACUGGUUGUAAUUUGUCUUUGAAGUCUAUGCAGGUUAAACCUUCUUUACAUCCUUUGGAUCUCAGCAGUGUUUGUGUGCUCGGCUUACCCAGUUGGCCCUUCCAUGAGCAGCAAUCCUUUUUAUUUGAAUUGCCAGCUGUAUGGAAAAUCUGAUUACUGCCUGGUGCUGCUGAAUAGCUGCUUAGCCAAGGUGGGCAGGAGCGAAGAGCUGGCUCUCCUAAAGCCUCCCUUCCUGGAGAUGCCUUUCAACAAACGGUCCUUCCGCAAUGGUGUGGGAUCAGGAAUUAAAAAAACUUCCUUUCGAAGAGCAAAGUCCUAAACAAAUGUUCCAAGCCGUACCCUCGGUUUUAGCAUCCCAUGCCCAACUUUGUGCUUAAAAUCACCUUAAUGCUUUUUCCUGCCAAAACCAUCAGACACAAAAUGUCACAUAUCUUCAUCUUGUAAGCAGAUGUUUAUUUCAAAGAGCACAAGCCAAGUGGAGCAGAUGGAAGCGCUCAGAACGGGCUUUGUUUUUGGAGUUACAGUAUCAUAAAGUUUUGUAUGGAAAUGAAUGUUUUCUUUUGGUUAAUUCCCCUUCUUUGUAAAGCUACAGAUUCAAUCAGCUGGCUCCUGAUUAGCACAAAGGCAGCCGUCCUGUCCCAACCCCUCUCGUUGCUGCCAGCUGCUGUGGCAGCGUUCGCACAGAUCCCCAGGGUGUUUAAUUUCUCAUUUCUGAAAGGUGUGAAGGGCCACGGCUGAAACAGAGCCUGGUCCUGCUUGCAGCUUCUGCUUUCUUCGUAAUGUUGUUAUUUAACAUAACUUUUCUGGGAAAUGAUGUCUUUGGGGUGUGUGAUCUCAUUUCCAGAGGAGUCCUGGGAAGUCAUGCUGAGGCAGGGUACCAGCAGCUCCCAUUGCCUCGACCAAUUGACUUGUGUAGGGAACACACGCCUGAUGAAUUGUGUUUCUGCUCAUGGCUGCAGGUGUGGCACAGUAACUAGCAAUGCUCUUAAUUCUCUCUAAAGAAUUUCAUAAAAGAUUCGUUUGGUCUGAAAACGUGUAAGCAUUUUGUGUAGGAAUGGUCAUCUGCUAUGUGAGGUUUCCCUCGUGGCUGUCUCCUCCAAAUGCAAUGUUCCAGGCUGUAACUUUGCUUUGAAAACAUUGAAAGUUAUCUGUGCAGUGCAUUUUGAACUGAAAUUUGAAAUAAUAAUAAAUAAGUACGUGGACCCUUUCUAGUAUUUCCUUAUUAAAUAUCAGGUUGCUGUUCCAUCAGAAUAAGGCUGGGUGGCACAUCAGCCACUGCCAGCAGCUCCACUCCUCCAUUUUGCAGCACGAGCCUGUGGAGCAAAGAGACCUGAGCAUGGAGCAGUGCAAGUGUUGCUUAAUUGUAUAAUCAGAGAAUCACAGAAUGUCUGGGUUGGAAGGGACCUUUGAGUUCACUGAGCCCUACACCCUGCUGUGUUCUGGGUGCCCCCCCAGCUCAGGCUGCCCAGGGCCCAUCCACCCAUGGCCACGGACACAUCCAGAGAUGGGCACCCACAGCUCUGGGCAGCAGUGCCAGCGCCUCAUUGCCCUUUGAGUAAAGGAAUUCUUCCUCACAUCUGACCUACAUGUCCCCUCUUCUAAUUUAAAACCACUCCUCUCUGCCCAUAUCUGUACUGAAGUAGUGAAGCAUCACACAUUUACAACCUGCUUAAGCACUUUGACACCUUUUGCCCUUUCCCAUGCUGGCUGCUGUGAUUUCAGAGGCUGCAAAUGCCCUGCUGGUGUGAACUCCUGACUCCAAGCUCUCACAAGUUCUCCUGGGAAGCAGUAUGGCAAUGCCUUUGGCAGCGUGAACAUGAAAGCAAGGUCUGCAACCAACCUCUGUCGCAUUUGGUGAUUGCCUUUGAGCAGAGGGUGCUCAAAAACGUGGAUUCUCCUGCUGCCCUGUAGCAGCAGUUCUGCUCUCAGUGGUCUACUCUCACCUCACCAGCACUGGUGCUGCCUUCAGCACGAAGUGCUAAACUCCCAUCUGAACUUUAAAGGUGGUUUGAUGUGGUAAGAAACAAGAGAGACCUCAGUGAUCUCUGUCAUUACUCUGAAAAGGCAUUUUGCUGACAUUUUUUUUACUUUUUUCUUUGCUAAACUAAAGAAAGCACAGAGCAGACCAGAGGGCAGGCAGAAUGAUGCUAUGUUUAGGACUGAGUACCAGGCUGAGGAGCUGGAAUGCUUCAUUCCAUCACAGGCAUUGAUAGCUGGGACCUCAGGUGAGCCUCUUCAUUUCUCUUCCAGCUCUCCAGCUGAAACAUAGCAUUGCUAACUAGUCAGAGGGAGUUUUACCCUGCUUUGUUCUAAUAUUUGGAGGCUUGGACUUAAUGGGAGACUAACUCCCACUAAUGGGAGACUUGAACAAUUAGAUCACCUGGUGUAAUAACGUCUAAAUGCCUUGCAGUCCUAGUCCUAGUUGUGCCCACUGUGCUCUAAUUGCAAAGCUACUAUGCACAAUGUUCAUAUUUUCAGUGUGCAUCCUGGAAGUGGGGAGAAGAGGGGCAUGGGCACCUCGAGGGCUGGCACAGGGCUGCUCUGUACCCAGCCUGGGUCUUGCUAAUGAACUAAGCUGGUGUUUGGAGCAGCGGGGAUGGCCAUGGGUCAGACAGGCAGCCGUGCACAUUGGCCACUGCUCCUCUGCCUCCUACAAGUGGUCCGUGCCUUUGAACAAGAUGGCCAAUGUUCUCUACUGGGUGAAAAUGAAAGGAGUAGAUCCAAUAAAAUCUGAAGGUGUAAAAUCUAUCUGAAGACCGAAGGAGGAAUUAACAUUUAUUCUUCUUCACAGAUUAUUGGCAAGAAAGGCAUUUAGAUUAACUGAUGUAAUAGCAUCUAAUUUCCUUGCGAGAUUGAAAAUUAGAUGUUGUAAUGAUAUACCAAUACUUGGCUUUCUGAUUACCAAGCGUAUAUUAAAGUACAUAUAUCCCAUUUAGAUUUCCUAAUUUGCUAUUAUUUGCCUGUAGAUGAUAACUUAUUGCCUUAAAAUACUGGAAAGAAGAACUGUCUUGAUACUUUAGGCCUGGAUAUAGUUUUGACCUUAACAGAGAAUGAGACGGAUAUGAGAGAGUAUAUUAGAUGUUGUUAUUACUGUAAUAAAAUGCAGAUAAAAAUCAUAGUGCAGAAAGACUGUAAGACAACUAUUAAGCAUUUGUCAUAUAAAGAAAAUAAAAACUUAACUUAUCAGAUAUUCUGACACUUUAAAGAUUUGUCAUGAAAAAAUGCUUCCAACAGCAGAGCGUUUAUGCAAUAUGUCAUUGAUGAGCUGUCUGCUUAAGUGUUUAAAGAGUUUGGAGAAAGAUGAGAAAAACGUCAAAGAUGGGCUUUUCAUUAGUUUGACAGAUGAUCUCACUG